Messenger RNA from Peronospora matthiolae, 240 nucleotides. NCBI's taxonomy places the organism in Eukaryota, Oomycota, Peronosporomycetes, Peronosporales, Peronosporaceae. The record is from the annotation of a GenBank genome assembly.
AUGUUGGUGAGUUGGAGUGACUCGGACUAUGUAUCUGACAAAGCGAACCUCGAGUCUGUGACAGGAGGGGUUCCGACCAUGGAAGAUACUGUUGUACAAUGGAUGUGCAAAAAGCAAACCGGGGCGUGGCUUCCGAAGAUAAAGGCCGAGUUUGUGUCGGCCUCGCGCAUUGGACGGGAAUCACUGGGCUUAACAGAGCUGGUAAGCGCGAUUGGUUUUCGAGUGAAGAAGCCUAGUUGA